This is a messenger RNA of Darwinula stevensoni, 5962 nucleotides long. NCBI's taxonomy places the organism in Eukaryota, Metazoa, Arthropoda, Ostracoda, Podocopida, Darwinulidae. The record is from the annotation of a GenBank genome assembly.
CGGCCAUAUCUACGAAUCAUGGCGACCCUCGAAGGAGCCGAGGAUCACCCAGCACAACGUGAUUCCCACACCGAGAUGGAUUCGGACGAAGACCCCGUGCUGGACGCGAAGUCGUCGAAUAACUUGUGGGAGCUGGUGGAAGAACUCGCUCUAAACAACAUCGAACACUUCCGGACAGACGAGUCCGAGAACGGACAACGCCUCUACGAGGGUUUCCAGGCUUUCCUGGAGCACCUGAGGAACCUCCGUAAGAUUGUGCCUGACGUAAAGCAAAUCUCGCCGGACUUCGACUUCGACAGCAAGGUCAGAGGGAAUGGCUAUCGCAGUUUUGUCAUGGUCGUGGAUGCCUGCCUCGUCCACUGCGCGGAGCUCAGUAGAACCAUAUGCACGAAGAGGGAUUCGACAUUCUUUCAGAAAAAGAGGAGUAUGAGAGAAGUGGAAGCUUGGGGUCAAGUGCUGGCAUCCUUGACACAACUCUUUGAAUUCUUGAAGAGACUGCACAGUUGGAGUGAAAAGGGGUGCCUUUUCCCAUCUGACUAUCAUUCGCCUGAAGAACUCCUAUUGGAAGCUACAAACCUCAAUCAAUAUUGUUUUUAUGGCCGCUGUCUGGGAUUUCAGUUUGUGAACUCAAUGAGGAGAGCCUUGAAAAUGGUGAGCCUCUCAAUGGCUUCUUUCAGUGAAGUCUACUACAAUUCUGGGUCCAUCUUCAGUCGGACUACUCAAUCUAUUCUUGCAGGAGGAAGGUGCUGGCUGGAUCCAGAGUAUCGUGCAAGGAGGAUUGUGAACCUUUCCCAGAAUGCCACUGUAGAUUUCUGCAAAUCCUUUUGGCUCCUUGCUGACAGUGAACUGCUCUCCCAGCUACCUGGGGUGGUAUGUCCAGCAAUAGCAGUGAAUAAGGUGAUAGCUGUGCCACCAGAACCAUUGGAGAUGCCAAAGGCUGACUCACGUGGUAUGGUAUCCAUUCCCAUUCCAACUGCUCACGGGGACUCACGUGCCAUCCCAUGUCGUUUACUCUCUUCCCACUGGAGGGAAGGAAUGGUAAGUUCAAAAGGAGAAAACAGGAAACAUAUGGUGCUGCCUACAACUUCCAGCCUUGUGAUUCAUUGCCAUGGGGGCGGGUUCAUUGCUUGCACUUCAGCAUCCCAUGAGAUAUAUCUUCGUGAAUGGGCUGCUAAAUUGGAAGUCCCUAUCUUCUCCAUCGAUUACAGCCUUGCCCCAGAGGCCCCUUAUCCAAGAGCUCUUGAAGAAGUGUUCUAUGCAUAUUGUUGGGCACUUCGCAAUGCACAUCUUCUUGGCUCCACUGCUGAGAGAGUUGUCCUUGUUGGAGACUCAGCUGGUGGGAACCUCGUGAAUGGUAUCACUAUGAAGUGCAUCAAGCUGGGUGUGAGAAUACCAACAGGAAUUUUUCUUAUUUAUGCCCCAAAUUUAAUUCAGUUCAUCCCUUCACCCUCACGCCUCUUGUGCCUCAUGGAUCCCCUUCUACCAUUUGGAGUUUUAAUGAAGUGCCUGAAAGCAUAUGCUGGUCAUACUGCUGAAGAGCCCAUCUUCAGGCAACUACAAGAGGAAAGCCGUCUUCCUCUGCCCAUUCCCAAUGGUUCUCCGAAAGAGGUGGAUGAACCAAACACAAUCCUACCAGUUGGACAAGAUAUGCUGAAGACUUCACCUGGUUCAGGAACUUGUUCUCCCAGUGACACUGAAUCAUUUGUGGAAGUGAGCGAGUCUGACAUGCAGGACAUGGCAACCAUGGCCUCUGUAUCCCUGUCCUUGGCCUCGGACCCAAGCCCAGGGGAUGAAAAACCUGAGUUGACAUCGCAGGAAUAUGUGGAUGACUUCCUUGAGAAGUAUGUCUUGGAUUCAGAGACAGAUUCGAUGGGUCAGAAGGUGCAUGUCGUGAGGGCAGAGUCCUUGGAAUCUGACACAGAUGAACAUGUCCUCUUUGAGUUUCCCCAGGAUCUUAGCCAUUCAUUCUCAAAACGUAUUGGAGCCGCUGCAAGGAGCAUCAAAGAUACAUUUACUGGGUGGAGGAGCAGAGGACAACCUGUUCUUGGUAUCCCUGUGGACAGAAAAAGAGUGAGCUUUCCAACAUUGGGAAAAUUUCCUGCGAUGGCUGCUAACUUUGAUUCUUUGGGACCAGUAAGCCCUGCAGUAGAAUUCAAGAAGUUCCAGGUGUCUCGUGAUCCUUUCAUAUCUCCGUAUUUGGCUUCUGAUGACCUUCUCAUGAAGUUUCCUCCCACCCAUCUUCUUACGGUGCAUCUUGACCCGUGCCUGGAUGACUGUGUGAUGUUUGCAAAACGCCUGAGGGCUCUUAAUGUCCAGGUUGCACUUGACAUCCUGCCGGAAAUGCUCCCUCAUGGAUUUCUCAAUUUUUCACAGUCAAGCAAGGAAGCCCAUGCUGGUUCCAUGGAGUGCAUCCAACACAUCCGGAUACUCCUUGGCCUUUUGGGCACCUCAGCUGCAACACCUUAGACCUAGAUUAUUGGUAUCUCUGAGUUCUUGUAUUUCUUGUCUUCAUCAUAUGGCUUCACAUGUGCAAAAGAUGGGCAUCUCAUGGCAGAGCCCAUAAGUUCUCUUAUUAGGCUCUGUGAUCUUUUUGUGCAAGAUGCUAUUGGUUGCUUUUCCAUUCUGCUAUCAAUGAGAUUUAUUCAGGCCUAAAUCUAUCUUUCAACUCAUGGUGCUAUCAUAACCGGCCAUUAGAACAAUGAAUAUCAUUCUGGUUCAAUUGUUGUAGAUUAUGGUACAGGGCCUUUUCUUUCCCAGAAACUCACCGGGAUACACGUUGCCUACAAAGGAUAUUAUAUCCCUCAGUUCCUGGAGACCUCUGUAUGUAUUGUGAUCAUAUUUAUCAUUCCAAAGAUGCCAGAAUUCAAGAUGUAUGUUAUAUUCUUUGCAUGUCUUUGUGUCAUAUGUAGUUGCAGGCCAUCACUUGUGUCGAAUUUUAUUUUUUGGUAAUUACAGUGUAAGAAUUUUCUCUGUUUUUAGAUAUUAACGAUGAGCCAAGUAACAUGACAGAAGGGGUGGUCAUAUUUGUUUUAAAGCAUAUCCUUUUCUAAGACACUUCACUAUUGAGUUUUCAGUGAUGUCCAUUGGUUCGAGGAUGAGGCAGGUUAUCUCCUAUGCUGAUGAAUCCAGGCAUGGUUAGAUGCUUGUAUGCUCUUAUGUAAAUCCUGGGAGUAUACUAUGGAGUUUGAGGGAUAACAAGUUUCCUAUCUCAGUCUAAAGUAAUUUUGAGGACAGAACUGAAUUGCAAUCGACUGUCAAACAGGGAGGGCUAUGGGAAUUUUUCAAAGUCACUGACACAAAUGUGUUCAACAUGGCCAACAUGGCCCACCUGACAGCUGGGUGAAGCCUGUUGCUAGGAGUUACUCGGUCUUUCAACAUCAACUGACCAACUUAUAUAAAGAUAUUCCUCAAUGUCCAGGCAUGCUAUUGCUUACAUGAGAAUCAAUUUUAGUUUUUCUUAGUCUACAUGCUUUGAGUUCACUUAUCCAUUUGUGCAAUUCAGUUUUCUCUUUUUUUUGUAAUUUUUCUGGGUUGCCACUCACCCAAUCACCUGUCACUAGCUCCCAAUAAAUAUCAUCUCUUUUUCAUAAAGUCCAGGCUCUUCUCUUCCUCUCAUAUCAAGCUCCUGGUCCUUGUAAAAUUUGUGAUUGCUCUUUUUUAUUGGAAUUCCAAGUACAAGUACUAUAACAACUCUUACCAAACAAGAAACAGCUCUGAUACAAUUGGAGAGUAGAACUUCAGCCUUGAAUGAUGUUUAUCCCUGUUCCAGUCUUUAAAUAUCUUAAUCCAGGAUCUCAAUCCUUGUCCAAAACACUUCAAUCACUCGUCUUAUUCUUGGCUCUCAGACUUCUAGGGAUUAUUAAAGCCUUUAAACUUCCAAUUAACACUUUGCCUGUGGGAGUCCUGUCUUAGGAUUUAAAAUGAGAUGUGAUGUAAUUUCAAGAGAGUUCCUGUUGAAAACAAUAUUGAUGAGUGGGGAUUGCAAAAUACUGCUGGAAGUACCUAAUUAACAUCUCUAUCACUUUUUCAAUUUAGGUUACUGCAUAGAAUGUCAUGCCCACAAAGUCAUAUUUAGUAUUAUCAUAACUCAUUGAUUCAGGGAAAUUAAGCCAUUCCCUUCCUUGUCUUUGGCCUAGUUGUAUUAAAUGCUGAAGGAAAUAGGUAUCUUUUUUGCUGUCAGCUAUAAAUAGCUGGAGAAAAAUAUAAAACCCUAUUUUUUAUCUCAAAAAAGGAUAGUUCUAGGCUUGAGCUGGGAGGCCAAGAGCCAUUUCUGCUCUUAUUGAAAUCCUAAGUUAAGGUUGAACACUGAUCCAAACCCCUUUCCUUUCUAAUAUAAGAUAGGCCUACCCCAGUAAAAAUAUAUGUUUUCAAUGGGAACUUCUCAAUUGCUUAAUUCCCUACAUAGCUUCUUUCUUGCAUACAUUAAGGCAUCAUACAACUUGAAGUUACUCUGUUGAAGUGACAGUGACUUCCAUGAAUCUGACCCAGGCUUGCUAUGCCCAUUCUUGUAAUUCUGAUGCAUGGCUACUUAUGGAGAAUAUUUUAGAGAAAUAUCAAAUCUUGUUCGCAUUAGGGAGGAAGUGGGGCUCUCAAUCACAAACCAUUUCCUUAGGUGAGAGGGAUUGGCUAUCGAUUUUGGAAUGAACUUGAGCUGAAAAGUAAUCAAAGGACAAACUUAAGAUUUUUCCAUUUAGGGUCAGGCUUCCUUUUCCCAGAUAUAUGCAAUUGUUGUUAUUGUUUAUACUAUGAGAAGUGGCACCUAUAAUAAAAUUCAAAAGCUGGAGCCUUAACCCUUUAAUAGGUACUGAUAUUUACAUAUAUGAUAAUCAUGAAUUUGCUGAAUGGGAUACAUUUUUUUAAGUUACUGCGCUAUGGUACUGCCAUAUAUAUAUGUAUGCUGCAUAUUAGUAUUAUGUGUUAUAUAAGUGUAUUUUUUCCCAAAGUUUGUAUUUUGCCCAAAAAAUCCAACCCAGCAGUGCUCACAACUGUUAAAAAAAAACUCACCUUUUGAAGGGUUUAGUUCAGAAGGAUUCAAGUUCUAAAAGUGUGCUAUGAGGGUCAAAAGAAUCUUCAUGCCUCCAGCAAUUUCAUUUGGACUUCAACUGUACAGGUAAAUCGAAGUGUACAAAUGGUCAAGUGAAGUCAAAUCCAGGGGAAUACCUACACUUCCAAUUGGUAUCAACAGCCCCACCUCCCAUUUUGGUCGCUGUAGUCACAGGGAAAAGAGAGAAUUUGCUGGUUUCAAUCCUCCCCAAUUAUGUGUGCCUCCAUGGUUAGGGGAGGACUUGAGUAGUUGUCUCCUCAAGCAUCUUGACCCCAAUUAGUAGGUCAAGAAAUAUGAAAGGCCAUUGACCAUUGGGGAGAAUUGGUGUCAAGGGUCAGGGAAGAUAUUAUGGCCCUGGUGUAGGCCUUUCUUGUACAUCCAUUCUUGGGAUUGGGAUAUUUUGAUAUACACUCUAGGGCUACUUGUUUAAUUUUUACCCUGUACAAAUUAUUCCAUUUUUGAUCAGGGUUUGAAAAAUGCUCAUGUGUUUUUUUGAAAACAAUAAAUGCUAAUAAUGUUUAACUUAUUUUGAAAUUUCCAUGAAAACACCAUUUAUUAAAGUUUCCAAAUGAAUUGGUUCCACAGGGUAAGAUAUCACAGAUGCAGAUGGAGUACACAUAGUUUUAGCAUGUGUUCUGUAAACCAAUUCCGUGAGAAGAUGGGAACUAAAGUUCUAUCUGGAAUAAAGCCCAUUAUUAACCCACCAAGGAGGUGAAUGUGCUGAGUAUCACUUUUUUCUCUCCUUUCUAUCUUGCAUUCAGUGCAAAAAUGAAGUCGUGCUGAAUGUAAAGAAGUUAGAGCAUAAAUGUAAGUCCUAAAACCCCCUGACAUUUGCAUCUCACCAAAUCAAUGCAGAUUUUUCUGUUGGGGCAGUUGGAUGAGAUUCACACAAAGUAACAUAUACAACUGAUGACAUGG